CAAACUUCCACCACAAUUCGGCAAGUCGUCAACACUUUUUUCCUCAUCAUUCAAACUUUUUUCACUCAUUCUGAAUUAAACUUUCAAUAAACUAAGACGUAAAUUUUAUUAAAUUAAGUAUAAAUUAUAAUUAAAUUAAAUUAAAAAUGAAAACUGUGUCGAAAGUGUUGGUGCUGUUGGGUGCCGUGGCUCUUGUGAGCUGCGAGGUGUUCUAUGAAGAAAAGUUUGUAGACGAUUCUUGGGAGAAGAACUGGGUCCAAUCAAAGCAUCCAGGCAAAGAAUUCGGCGUUUUUAAGCGUACCGCUGGCAAAUUCUUCAACGACGAGGAAGCAGAUGCAGGUCUCCAGACAUCACAAGAUGCUAGAUUUUAUGGAGUUUCAACUAAAUUCACACCAUUCACAAAUAAGGAUAAGCUACUUGUGAUACAGUUCUCAGUUAAGCAUGAGCAGAAUGUUGACUGCGCCGGAGCCUACCUUAAAGUCUUCGACUGCGCUCUCGACCAAAAGGAUCUCCACGGUGAAUCACCAUACUUAAUUAUGUUCGGACCAGACAUCUGUGGACCAGGAACCAAAAAAGUUCAUGUCAUCUUCAGCUACAAAGGAAAGAAUCAUUUGAUCAAGAAAGAAGUCAGAUGCAAGGAUGAUGUCUUUACACAUUUCUAUACACUCAUCGUUCAACCAGACAAUACUUAUGAAGUUUUGAUUGAUAAUGAGAAGGUUGAGUCAGGAUCACUUGAGGAAGAUUGGGACUUCUUGCCACCAAAGACAAUUAAGGAUCCAGAGGCUAAGAAACCAGAAGAUUGGGAUGAAAGACCAACAAUUGCUGAUCCAGAUGACACAAAGCCAGAAGACUGGGACAAACCAGAACACAUUCCAGACCCAGAUGCCACCAAACCAGAAGAUUGGGAUGAUGAACUUGACGGAGAAUGGGAGCCACCACAAAUUGACAACCCAGAAUACAAGGGCGAAUGGAAAGCAAAGCAAAUUGAUAACCCAGCAUACAAAGGAGCCUGGAAGCACCCAGAAAUUGACAAUCCAGAAUAUGCUGCCGAUGAGAACCUUUACCUUCGCGAAGAAGUCUGCACAGUUGGUCUCGAUCUCUGGCAAGUCAAGUCAGGUACAAUCUUUGAUAACUUCCUCUUCACUGAUGAUGCUGAGUACGCUAAAGAAGCUGCUGCUGGAUUCAAAGCUACACAAGACGGUGAGAAGAAGAUGAAGGAUGCACAAGACGAAGAGGAGAGAAAGAAAGCUGAAGCUGAAGCAAAGACAGAAGAGAAGGACGAAGACAAUGAAGAUCUCGAUGAUGAAAUUGAAGACAAGGCUGAAGGAGAAGCUGAAGCUGAAAACCACGACGAAUUGUAAAUCACGAAUCAUCUCCCAAAAAGAAAUAAUCGGCAAAAUUUGCUGAAAAAUUAAGUUUUUUUUUAUUAUUUUGUACUGAAUUUAAUUUAAACAAAGAGAAAAAAAAAAAACACAUUUUGUCGUCGUGUCAUUUUCGAGAGUCAAAAGUCUUUAAACAAAAUGUUUUUCGUAACAUUCUUAGCAUAACUUUUUUUUAAAUUAAAUUAAUUUAAAAAGUUUUUUGUUCUUAGUAUAAUGAAAGAUCCAUUGUUGAUAUAAGCAGUUAAUAAACCUCGUCACAAUUUUAGUUAAGCUGUUAAACAUCUCUCAGUUCUCAGUAAGAGUUAUCACAAAAAAAAAACCAAACUAUUUUGUGUGUUUUGCGUGCA
Molecule: messenger RNA, 1729 nt
Organism: Chironomus riparius
Lineage: Eukaryota; Metazoa; Arthropoda; Insecta; Diptera; Chironomidae
Source: the annotation of a GenBank genome assembly